Carassius auratus (goldfish) is the source of this 2812-nucleotide messenger RNA. Its product is annotated as transmembrane protein 71-like. The transcript has 10 exons. The coding region runs from base 122 to 985 and encodes 287 amino acids. NCBI's taxonomy places the organism in Eukaryota, Metazoa, Chordata, Actinopteri, Cypriniformes, Cyprinidae. The record is from RefSeq and is a predicted model, not a curated record.
UCUCUCUCUCUUUCUCUUGCAGUAGGCGUGGUUCUUCACGCAUGCCAGUGUUUGUAGGUAAGCGGACAGACUUGAUCAGCACUGCAUUCUCCGCGGUUUAGGUUUAGCAGCAGCGUGAGCCAUGUCUUUCUUCUUCAAAGGAGCGGUUACAAGUUCUCCGGUUAAGACCAGGAGGCAGGAGGCUGAAUAUAUUUGUCACAGUCUUGACGUUUCGCACUUUUCUGACUCCUCCUUUGAGUGUUUCUCCACCAAUCCGUUGACAGGCUCCGUGUGCGCAUGCCGCCGAAGCCCCCGCCUACUAGCCAAUGGUUAUUACGUUAUAACAGAGGACAGUUUUACCACAGAUGACGAGGGUAAUGUCACCCUGACUCCCUCACACACCAGCGUCUCAUACAAAGAGAAUCUUGUACGUAUAUUCAGACGAAAGCGUCGAGCCAAAAGAUCACUGGCCAGUCUUCUUAGUGAUGUGAGUCAAUCAUGCCAAUCCUGGCUGGAAGAAAGAGUAUUUAGAAGAUCUGUCCCCAUCACCCCACUCCAGACACCCUCAUGGGAAGAGUUGGACAACAGCUAUGAGACAAACACACCCAUCAGCUUCACCUAUGAUCCCACAGAUCCUGUUUCCCCCCCUGAUAAAGUGCCUCAGACUCAGCUAGAAGAGGAGGAGCCUCCAUGUGAGUCAUACUCCGCCUAUGAACAAUUCAACCAAUCAGUGAGUGGCCUCCUGGAUGUUCCUCCCCCAUCCAUGUGUCAGCUCAAUAGUUAUAGCUCAUCCAGCAAGACAUCAGAAACUGUGCUUAUGAAAGUCCUUCUCCUCAUCCUUACAUUGUGCCUCUGCAUUGCCAUCUCCUCCGGGUGGCUGCUGGGAGGUGUUUCUGCAGCAGUGGCUUUCAUGGUUCUGCUUUCAUCUAUAUGUAUGUCUAAACCUGGAACCGCAGUGCGCUGGAGGAGAGCAAAGACUGAGGACAUCACCUCCAGAAACGAGUGAGGAGGAACCACACACACACACACUUACACACAUCUGUGUGAAGUCUGUCCAGAGGAGGCCAGAGGAAGUCAGUUUGUGGACACACAUCCUGCAUCAGCAUUAAAUAUUAGUAAUAGAUCAGUUCUUGUAGUGGUGUUUCCACUGAUCAGCUAAAGAGUUCUGAAUAUAACGAUUACUGAAGAGUUAUUGAACCAGACGGCAGAUGACUGUCACAGGAAAUUUUACAUGCUAAGAAAAGCAUACAUUUUUUUAAACAGAUGGACAUAUCAAUGCAGAAUGUAAAUGUUUAAGAAUUUGAUCAGUUCUCCUAAAUGAAAGACUGGAUUGCAUUAUGAGGGAUUCUGGGAGUCAGUGGAGAUGCCCUGCAUGACAGCGCAUAGAAGUGAAAUGUGUCAGUCGUGUUUGUAAAGGAAUCAGCUUGGCUUGGUUAGACUCUUCAACAUGGUGACCAGGGCAUUAUGGGUUAUUGCCCAGCUUGUUUAGUCAGAUUAUCAGAUUAUAAAAAAAUAAAGAUUACUGCAAACCCUAGCUUAAUAUAAUAAUAUCAUGGCUUUGCAGGAAAUCUUUAACUUUUGAGAAGUUGUAGCAAAAGAAAUGCCAGUUUAGCUUUGCACAGAUGCCUCAUAUUUGUCAAGUGCCUUUGUUAUAUGAAACAAGAGGAUUGUUAUUGCCAUUUGCAAGGGUUAAAGUCACACAUCCAUGCUGUGUGAUUUAAGAGGGCUGACAUUUUAAGCACAGAGUGCUGCUAAAAGAAGCGCAAUAAUUCAAUUUAUUAUAAAAACCUUGAACUAAAAAUAGCAUUUAAAGCUCUUGUUUCACAAGGACUUAAGACAAUUAAACCUUGUUUGCAGAGAAUUAGUGCUGCUAAAGAACAUGUACUCGAUAUACUGUAUAAUAGGUAUAUAAUUUUGUCACAAGGCAACUGCUCUCAGAAAAAGUUAAGCUUAAAUGUAAGUAGAAAAGCAGUGUCUGUACUCUGUACAACCAAAAUGAAUGAAUUUAUAUCCUCUAAAGAGAAUUUCUAGUUUUCUGAUAUUUUUAUUAGGAUGAUGAAAACUUUUCUACAAAGAUUCAAAGUUUGUAGACAGUGGAUUUUUCUUCAAGGCAGCUCUGUUUUGAAGAGAACAACGACAUUCAUGAGGAAACAAAAGCAAAGCAAGGAUAACAUGAAGUGUUUCAAAUAGUGGCAUCUCAGUUUUAGAGGUUUAUAACUAGAAAUCUGAACACAAACAUGUUUGAGACCAAGCCAAGGUGAACGAGUGAAUUAUUAAAAUGCAUUUAUCUUAGCAAAUAGCUAUCUAAUGUGUUUAUAUGAACCGUAUUUUGUACUUUGGUGUUUACUGUAAAUGUUUUUGUAGAGCCCAUGAGCACUGAAACAAGAAUGAAUAAUGCUCUAUAAAAUAGUCAGUAUUUACUGUAAAAUGUUUUGUAGAAUAUGUAUCAUUAUUUGUGGGCAAGCACAGAAAUUUUAAAGGAGAGGAAGCUGAAUGGAUUUAAGCUGUUUCUUGCAAAACCGUAGUAUUAAAGGGCUGAUGACGCCACCUAUUGGUUAAGUUAAUUAUAAGUAAUUCUAAGUUAUGUAUUAUUCCACUGCAUGUGAAAGUUAUAUGUGAGAUGUGGUUCAUGUAUAUACACUGUUAAAUAUAAUCUUAAAAGGAAGUGCAUUUAUGUAAUUUGCACAAACAUCAUUUGAGGGUAAGAAAGUAAUACUUGAGUGAUAGACUUUAAAACAAAUGUGUAUUUUAAGGUUAUUAGUUUUACAGUGUAUUUUGAAGAAAGAAAAUGUAUAAAUUGUCCAUUUUCACCAAUAAAGCAUUAUAUAUAAUA